Messenger RNA from Trichoplusia ni (cabbage looper), 1382 nucleotides. It is a transcript of the gene Tasp1, whose product is annotated as threonine aspartase 1. Gene Ontology annotation, molecular function: threonine-type endopeptidase activity. NCBI's taxonomy places the organism in Eukaryota, Metazoa, Arthropoda, Insecta, Lepidoptera, Noctuidae. The transcript is spliced from 4 exons. The record is from RefSeq and is a predicted model, not a curated record. The coding region runs from base 220 to 1335 and encodes 371 amino acids. Gene Ontology annotation, biological process: protein maturation.
ACCGUCAUGACCUCAUGUUAUUGAAUCUCGCAUUCAUCGAGCGCGGACCGAGUGACUCUUGAGACCUUGAUUUGGACUGGGUUGUUUGCAGAUUAAUGACGCGCCUUAUUUUGGGAUUUAAUGAUUUGUCACACUUUAAUAAAACAUUUGCUUAGAUAAUAAUGACGAAAGUAAAAUGAUGCUGGAUAUGAUGUGCCUGGUUAAUUAAAAAUAUUAAUAAUGAAUGGAUUUAUAGCUGUACACUGUGGGGCUGGAUACCACAGUGAUUCUUUAAAGAAGGAAUACCAGAAGACCUGCUUUUUAGCAUGCAGGAAAGCCUCCGAAGCUCUUCAGCAAGGUGGUAAUGCUGUAGACGCGGUGGAGAAAGCUAUAAUAGAAUUAGAGAAUAGCCCACUGACAAAUGCUGGAUAUGGAUCAAACUUGAGUUGGAAUGGAUCAGUUGAAUGUGAUGCUUCAGUUAUGAAUGGUCAAACACUUCAUUUUGGGGCAUGUGGAGCAGUAUCAAAUGUUUGGAAUCCUAUUUCCUUAGCCAAACAUCUAUGCAUAAAGCAGUGUGAUAAUCUAUCACUGGGUCGAGUUCCUCCUUGCAUAUUGACGGGACAUGGAGCAAGAACAUGGGCUGAAAGAAUGGGUUUAGAGAUAGUUGAUGAACAUAAAAUGGUGUCUGCUCGGGCAUUUAGAAACUAUAAACAUUGUAAAAGAAAGCUGAAAAGAUAUUCAAUACAAAAUGACAUAAAAUUUAGUCCCUUAGAUACUGUUGGGGCUAUUUGUGUAGACUCAAAUGGUGUUGUGGCCUCAGGGGCAAGUUCAGGGGGUGUUUCCUUAAAACAUGAAGGAAGAGUUGGGCAGGCUGCUUCAUUUGGAAGUGGAGUAUGGGCAGUAAUGAGCAGAGAUGGUACAAAGCCCUCAGUAGCAGCAUGCACCUCAGGCUGUGGAGAACAUUUAAUCAGAACACAACUAGCAAAAGUAUCUGCUGAGAGUUUACUAGAGUCUUCCCCUGUUCUAGGCCUUGAUAAAUGCUUUAAAGAGAACUUUUUAGAAUCACCUUUUUUAUGGGAUGUUCCUGAAAGGCUAGGGGGAACAUUAGCUUUAAAGUUUGACUCUGUGAAUGGUGAAGGAGAGUUACUUUGGGGACACACUACUAAAACUAUGUGUAUUGGAUACAUGUCUACUGAGAGUGACCGGCCUAAGUGUGUCAUCUCAUAUCUACCACAAAAAGUAGACCCUGGGCGCAAAGCUGUUGUAUCUGGACAACCCUUUAAAGUGUCUAUGCAGGCAUGUCCUGUCCUGACUUGGGAGGUAAAGGUCGAAGGCAACUGUAAUGGAUCUCUAUAAGUAUUGUAAGUAAAUAAGAGAAAUAAACAUGUACCUAUAUAAAAAAA